Saccostrea cuccullata (small rock oyster) is the source of this 1137-nucleotide messenger RNA. RefSeq lists its product as uncharacterized. Gene Ontology annotation, molecular function: translation repressor activity; protein binding; ubiquitin protein ligase activity. Gene Ontology annotation, biological process: negative regulation of translation; protein polyubiquitination; proteasome-mediated ubiquitin-dependent protein catabolic process. The transcript is spliced from 4 exons. The coding region runs from base 1 to 1137 and encodes 378 amino acids. The record is from RefSeq and is a predicted model, not a curated record. NCBI's taxonomy places the organism in Eukaryota, Metazoa, Mollusca, Bivalvia, Ostreida, Ostreidae.
AUGUUACCAAACAAGAGAAAAUCUGAUAUUGCUGAGAUAAAAACUAAGGUCCUGAAUGCUCUCGAUGAGAAGGAAAGUGAAAUAAAUCAAACGAUAUCUGAGCUAGAAGAGAACAUUACUAACCUUAAGGAAAUACUGGACUACGAUGACGUAUCCCUGCUAUCCACAUACAUAUCCAGGAAUGCUGAAUUUAGACGUUUACCUCCUAAAGUCAAUGUCUCUUUACCAAGUUUCUCUCCUCAUCAGAACAACACAGAACAUCUCCAUCAAAUGUUUGGUUCUCUAUCAGCAUUAUCCGUUACAACAGAGGAACAUGGUUACACAAUGAAGACACACAAAGCUGUAUCCUUUACUCCAGUCAAACCACUGCUUGAUAAACCAGAGGUCAUCACCACCAUACACACUGAGUUUGGACUACUAAACAGUGUUACAUGUCUCAGUGAUGAAGAAAUCUGGACAUGUGGUAAUAACAAAAUCAUGAAACUCUACAACCUCCAGGGCAAACUACUGAAGUCAAUCCAAACCAAGUCAGGGGACAGUCCAUGGAACAUAGCAGUGACAAGGAGUGGAGAUCUAAUUUACACUGACCCUGUUACAAGAACUGUUAACAUAGUGAAGAAUGACCAGAUACAGGAAGUGAUCACACUCCAGGGGUGGACAUCGCACUGUGUCUGUUGUGCUUCCUCUGGUGACCUGGAUAUCAUUAAAUACAUCAGUGAGAACAGGAACUUGGAUAUCUGUGUGGCUGACAAUGGAACCAAAGCAGUAGUGGUGGUUAAUCAGGAAGGAAAACUUCGAUUUAGAUACACUGGUCAUCCCUCUACUACCAAGAAAUCAUUUCAUCCACGCGGCAUCACAACAGACAGACAGAGUCAGAUCCUGACAGUAGAUCGUAACUACAACUGUAUCCACAUCCUAGAUCAGGACGGACAGUUCCUCUGUUACAUUGAUAACUGUGAUCUAAAUUAUCCAAGUAGUAUAUGUGUGGACACCAGAGACAACCUCUUUGUGGCUGAGUUAUACAGUGGUAAAAUAAAGAAAAUCGUAAAUAACUUGAUCCGAAGGGUCGUAUCACGUCGAGCUGACAGUCGCGGAUCAUCAGAUCAAACGAUACGCGAAGUGUCUCGUUUGAUCUGA